Arabidopsis thaliana (thale cress) is the source of this 3327-nucleotide messenger RNA. RefSeq names its product Proline-rich extensin-like family protein. The transcript has a single exon. Bases 287 to 3046 code for a protein of 919 amino acids. Gene Ontology annotation, molecular function: structural constituent of cell wall. Lineage: Eukaryota; Viridiplantae; Streptophyta; Magnoliopsida; Brassicales; Brassicaceae. Gene Ontology annotation, biological process: plant-type cell wall organization. The record is from RefSeq and is marked reviewed.
CGUUGACAAAAUAAUUGAACAAUGAUAUGCAUUUUUCUUCACGAACUUGAGAAUAUACAAAUGCAAAUUGGAUAGUUGACAUUUGAUGCACGUUCUUGCACGUUACCUUUCGUGGUAGUUUGGCGCAGACAAGCUUUCACGAUUACUGAGAUGUAAGCAAAACAAAAAGAAGAAGAUGGUAAAACCAAAUGCUAUAUAAAGCCAUGCACAGGUAAUGUAGAAUGACAAAACAAAGCAAACAACAAAACCAACGCAGUGAGGCGUUGGACAAGCAAUCAAAAUAAGAAUGAUAUCUUCUCCAGGGAUGGGGCGUUCUGCCCAUCUUGUUUAUGCUCUUGGUUUUAUUAUCAUGGCCACAAUGGUUGCUGCGUCUUAUGAGCCCUACACGUAUAGCUCACCACCACCACCAUUGUAUGACUCUCCUACACCAAAGGUUGACUAUAAGUCUCCACCACCUCCAUACGUUUACAGUUCUCCACCACCUCCACUAUCGUAUUCGCCAUCUCCCAAGGUAGACUACAAGUCUCCACCACCUCCAUAUGUUUACAGCUCUCCACCACCACCAUAUUACUCACCAUCCCCUAAAGUCGAAUACAAAUCCCCACCACCUCCAUAUGUUUAUAGUUCUCCACCACCACCAUAUUACUCACCCUCACCUAAAGUAGAUUACAAGUCUCCACCACCACCGUAUGUUUACAGCUCCCCACCACCACCAUACUAUUCACCUUCUCCAAAGCCCACAUACAAAUCACCACCACCUCCAUAUGUUUACAAUUCUCCACCACCACCAUACUACUCACCAUCCCCUAAGGUCGAAUACAAAUCUCCACCACCUCCAUACGUCUAUAGCUCUCCACCCCCACCAUACUACUCACCCUCACCUAAAGUAGAUUAUAAGUCUCCACCACCACCGUAUGUUUACAACUCUCCACCACCACCAUACUAUUCACCUUCUCCAAAACCCACAUACAAGUCCCCACCACCACCAUAUAUUUACAGCUCUCCACCACCACCAUACUAUUCUCCUUCUCCUAAACCAGUAUACAAAUCUCCACCACCACCAUACGUCUAUUCCUCUCCACCACCACCAUACUAUUCACCUUCUCCUAAACCAGCAUACAAAUCUCCACCACCACCGUAUGUUUAUAGCUCUCCACCUCCUCCAUACUACUCGCCUUCUCCUAAACCCAUAUACAAGUCUCCACCACCACCGUACGUCUACAACUCUCCUCCACCACCAUACUACUCUCCUUCUCCAAAACCGGCAUACAAAUCUCCACCACCACCAUACGUAUACAGCUUUCCACCUCCUCCAUACUACUCGCCUUCUCCUAAACCCGUAUACAAGUCUCCACCACCACCAUACGUCUACAACUCUCCUCCACCACCAUACUACUCUCCUUCUCCAAAACCGGCAUACAAAUCUCCACCACCACCAUACGUAUACAGCUCUCCACCACCACCAUACUACUCGCCUUCUCCUAAACCAACAUACAAAUCUCCACCACCACCAUAUGUUUAUAGCUCUCCACCUCCUCCAUACUACUCGCCUUCUCCUAAACCCGUAUACAAGUCUCCACCACCACCGUACAUCUACAACUCUCCACCACCACCAUACUACUCCCCUUCACCUAAACCAUCAUACAAAUCCCCACCACCACCAUAUGUUUACAGCUCUCCACCACCACCAUAUUACUCGCCUUCUCCUAAGCUUACAUACAAAUCCUCACCACCACCCUAUGUUUACAGCUCUCCACCACCACCAUAUUACUCUCCUUCUCCUAAGGUUGUAUACAAAUCUCCACCACCACCAUAUGUUUACAGCUCUCCACCACCACCAUACUACUCCCCUUCACCUAAACCAUCAUACAAAUCCCCACCACCACCGUACGUCUAUAACUCUCCACCUCCUCCUUACUACUCUCCUUCACCUAAGGUCAUAUACAAAUCGCCACCACACCCACAUGUAUGUGUUUGUCCCCCACCUCCACCAUGCUACUCUCAUUCUCCAAAGAUUGAGUACAAAUCCCCACCAACACCAUAUGUUUACCACUCACCACCUCCCCCACCUUAUUAUUCGCCUUCGCCUAAACCUGCAUAUAAAUCUUCACCACCACCUUACGUCUACAGCUCUCCACCACCACCAUAUUACUCACCUGCUCCUAAGCCCGUAUACAAAUCUCCACCACCACCAUACGUGUACAACUCCCCACCACCACCAUAUUACUCACCAUCCCCUAAACCUACAUACAAAUCUCCACCACCACCAUAUGUAUACAGCUCUCCACCACCACCAUAUUACUCACCUACUCCUAAACCUACAUACAAAUCUCCACCACCCCCAUAUGUCUACAGUUCCCCACCACCACCAUAUUACUCGCCUUCUCCUAAGCCAACAUACAAAUCCCCACCACCACCAUACGUCUACAGUUCUCCACCACCACCAUAUUACUCACCUGCUCCUAAGCCCACAUACAAAUCUCCACCACCACCAUACGUUUACAGCUCCCCACCACCACCAUACUACUCGCCUUCCCCUAAGCCUACAUACAAAUCUCCACCACCUCCAUAUGUAUAUAGCUCUCCACCUCCACCACCUUAUUACUCUCCUUCUCCAAAGGUUGAGUACAAAUCUCCGCCACCACCAUAUGUCUACAGUUCUCCUCCCCCACCAUAUUACUCUCCUUCUCCAAAGGUUGAGUACAAAUCUCCUCCUCCACCGUAUGUUUAUAGUUCUCCACCUCCACCACCAUAUUACUCUCCUUCUCCAAAGGUUGAGUACAAAUCCCCUCCACCACCGUAUGUCUACAGCUCCCCACCACCACCCACGUAUUAUUCUCCUUCUCCAAAGGUUGAAUACAAAUCUCCACCACCUCCAUAUGUCUACAACUCUCCACCUCCACCGGCGUAUUACUCUCCAUCUCCAAAGAUUGAGUACAAAUCUCCACCUCCACCAUAUGUCUACAGUUCUCCACCACCACCAUCAUAUUCUCCUUCUCCAAAAGCUGAAUACAAAUCUCCUCCUCCCCCAUCCUUAUAUUACUAAAUUAAUUUAUUAAAGUCAUAAAUAAGAUCACCAAGUCUCAUUUGAUGUCCCGUCUAUUUUCUUCUUCUUGGGCUUGAAUGGUUUUAUCUGAUGUCAGAUGAACUCUCUGGUUAUUAAAAUUUUAUUUGCAUUUUUGUUUGUUUUUCUUUCCAUUGUGUAAAAGUUGUUUCAAUCUUGAAAUGUAUCAGUUACAAUUAUAUAUAUUGUUUCUUUAUCUAAAGAAUACUAAUUUACCUAAUUAAUACUCUCUCUUUCUUAUUAAUCUGAAUUUAGAAAACAAG